Molecule: messenger RNA, 1423 nt
Organism: Plectropomus leopardus (leopard coralgrouper)
Lineage: Eukaryota; Metazoa; Chordata; Actinopteri; Perciformes; Serranidae
Gene: otomp
Product: otolith matrix protein
Biological process (GO): iron ion transport
Cellular component (GO): plasma membrane; recycling endosome; early endosome
Source: RefSeq, a predicted model, not a curated record
CCUAUCAGAGCCGACAUGGAGCGUCCCGAGAGAAGACUGCCUGUAGCAUUCCUCUUCCUUCUGCCCAUUCUGUCCGUCAGCUGUGUCUCCAAUUCAAAAACUACAGUCUCCUGGUGCGUGUUGUCUGAUGCUGAGGAGCAGAAGUGUCUGGAUUUAGCCCGGAACGCCACAGCUCGGAAUAUUAGAGGAAAUUUGGAAUGCGUCCGUGGCCUGAACACCAGAGAUUGUAUAGACAAAAUCAAGAAUGGGACAGCAGAUGCAGCCUCCAUGUUUGCAGAUGACAUCUACGCUGCUGGCCUCUGCCAAGGCCUGGAGCUGGCUGCAGGAGAGUCCCACAACGGAGUGGAUGGUGUUAGUUACUACGUAGUGGCGAUGGCACGUCGCUCCUCCUCAGACCUGUCCCUGCUGGAGAUGCAUGAACGCAGCUCCUGUCACCCUGGCAUACGGACCACAGUGGGGUGGACUGUUCCUAUUGGCUACCUGGUCAACACCUCCCAGGUCAGCGUAGGGGAGCAGUGCAACUUCCCCAGAGCUGUUGGCAACUUCUUUGGUUACAGCUGCGUGCCGGGUGUUAAAGACGCACAGCAUGACCCGAGAGGCAAUAACCCCAAGAACCUGUGCGAGGCCUGCAUAGGAGACGAGAACGACAGACACAUCUGUGCCAACAACCACAGAGAGAGACACUACGGAGAGGCAGGGGCGCUGAGGUGUGUGGCGGAGAACCUCGGGGAUGUGGCCUUUGUCAAACACACAACGGUCUUUGAAAACAUGGACGGUAAGAACCAGGAGUCCUGGGCUCUGGAUCUGGAGCUGGAGGACUUGAAGCUGCUUUGCCCUGAUGGAACUGAGGCGGGUUUGGAUGAGUUUGAGCGAUGCCACCUGGCCGCUGUCCCUGCUAACGCUGUGGUGGUGCGCAUGGAGGACAAGUGCCGCGUCUGGAAGUACCUGGAACGUUUACAGAAUGCAUUUGGCAAUGCCACCGAGGGCUUCCGCCUGUUCAGCUCAGCAGGCUAUGGCGAAUCCGAUCUGCUCUUCAGUGAUGCCACCCACCACCUGCAGAGGGUUCUGGGUAGCUACACCUCUUGGCUGGGCCCCACUUAUACCACCGCGCUGCAAGCCUUCGAGUGUGAGGGCUUCUGCUGAUGGAGCAGGAGGAAGACAUCCCGCACAUCAACUUCCAUCCCAUCCCUCUGUCUCUGUCCUCCCCUUCUGCCUUCCCUCACCGCCAUCUGUGUUCUUCUGCCACUCUGUCUCGCCAUCUCGCAUCCUCUUUGCUUUGCGUCAUGUGUUUGUUUCCUCCCUGCAUUUCACUAGAUUCUUUAUUAUUAUGUCCUCGUCCUUCCUCAACCUAGUGCUUCACUUUAGAGUGCUGGCUGGCAGGGUAGGUCAUCACAACUCAAUCACCAGAAUAAAUGUUGGCACU